AUGAAAAUAUCAGGCUAUACUUUUAUUGUCACUGGAGGUGCUAGUGGUUUAGGAGAAUCAGUUGUACGCUCGCUUAUUGAACAGGGUGCUUUUGUCGCUAUUUUUGAUAUCAAUGUUAAACUUGCAACUGCUUUGGUUGAAGAGCUUGGGAAGAACAAGUGUUAUUUUCCUUCAUCUGUUGAUGUUACUGUAGAGGAUCAAGUAAAUAUCGCUGUCCAAAAAACACUUCAAUAUUUUUCGACCAGUACUUUAAGAGGAGCUAUUCUUUCUAGUGGCAUUGUUUUCUCUCCCAUGGAUGGUUAUGGUCCUGAUAAGACUCUUACUAGUUACAGUCAAUUUGAACAUAUUAUUCGUGUCAAUUUAUUAGGUACUUACUGUGUUGCUCAAAAAGUAGCCCAAGAGCUCUUGAGAAAUGAACCUGUAAACGAUGAUGGUGAAAGAGGUGUUAUCAUUACCGUCUCGUCUAUCCUGGGUCUGGACGGUACACUUGUUGGCUAUGGCACAUCAAAAGCUGGUAUUGCUGGUCUGACCUUGCCUCUCGCAAAAGAGUUGGCUCCCCAAGGAAUUCGUGUUAUGAGUAUUGCUCCGGGACCGUUUGAUACGCCCAUUGUACAAAGACAGAACAAUACCGCGCCAACCUGUUUGUUUCCUUCAAGGUACGGUCAACCUCAAGAAUUUUCGGAUCUGGUAGUUCAGGUGAUUGGUAUGAGAAUGUUGAAUGGCUCUGUUAUUAGAUUAGACGGUGCUUUGAAGGCAUAA
Molecule: messenger RNA, 759 nt
Organism: Mucor mucedo
Lineage: Eukaryota; Fungi; Mucoromycota; Mucoromycetes; Mucorales; Mucoraceae
Exons: 5
Coding region: 1-759 (252 amino acids)
Molecular function (GO): oxidoreductase activity
Source: RefSeq, a predicted model, not a curated record